Messenger RNA from Zingiber officinale, 1203 nucleotides. RefSeq lists its product as uncharacterized. The record is from RefSeq and is a predicted model, not a curated record. NCBI's taxonomy places the organism in Eukaryota, Viridiplantae, Streptophyta, Magnoliopsida, Zingiberales, Zingiberaceae. The transcript has 4 exons. Bases 151 to 879 code for a protein of 242 amino acids.
GGAACAUCCUAUUUUUCUUGAAGCUCUUCGCUAUUCUUCCCUUUCUCUCUCUCCCUCUCCCUCUCUACCGGGAACGAGCGACUCUGGGAAGGAAGGGCGAGAAUUGAAAGGCGGAAGCUUCGGCCCGUUCUGGGCGGUAGAGGAAGGGAGAUGGGCGGAGAGCGGAGGCUCCCGUUGUCGCGGUGGGAAGCUGCGGCGGUUGCUGCGGCGGUGGUUGCGAGCUUCGCCGUAGGGCUCGCGGCGCUAUACCUCUCGAUGCCGGUCUCCGAUUACAGCUUCCUAAAGUUGCCUCGCACCCUCGAGGACCUCCAGAUCUUAAGAGAUCAUCUAGAAAGCUACACAAGUGACUACACGGUGCAGGUUUUGAUAUGCUAUUUUGCAGUGUACAUAUUCAUGCAGACUUUCAUGAUCCCAGGAACAGUGUUCUUGUCACUUCUUGCUGGAGCCCUAUUUGGAGUUGUUGGAGGUGUGAUACUGGUAGUUCUUGCAGCAACUGCUGGUGCAUCCUCCUGUUAUUUCCUGUCAAAGAUGAUAGGAAGGCCAUUGGUUUCCGCAUUGUGGCCAGAUAAGAUGGGCUUCUUCCAGGAUCAGGUUGCUCGAAGACGUGAGAAAUUAUUGAACUACAUGCUAUUCUUGAGGGUGACACCGACAUUGCCAAACACAUUCAUUAACAUGGCUUCUCCUAUAGUUGAUGUGCCUUACCAUAUCUUCUUUGUGGCUACUUUGAUCGGACUCAUACCAGCUGCAUAUGUGACAGUCCGGGCAGGAACAGCCCUAGGCGAACUGAAGUCGGUGGCCGACUUGUAUGAUUUCCAAGCAUUAGUGACACUCUUCUUAAUAGGAAUUGUUUCAGUUACACCUACAUUUAUAAGCAAGUGAAGUGCACAAGCUUCACAAAAUUGAAACCUUUCUUCAAAAAGCCUAUAUUAUGGUCGUUGAUGACUGUUUGGGGUCGGCGAAUACAUGAAUUUUAAUGCUCCUUGUGUUGCAGUAUAUAAAUUAUUGAUAUACGACCCCAGAAGUUGAUUCUCCUCUGAUGUCGAUUUGAGAAGAUCGUCAAAAACAGCAACCUACAUGAAUUGAUUGUAUCAACUAUUGUAUUCCUAGUCUACUUAUGCGAAAUUGAUACAACUUGUGCACUUCAUCUGAUCAAGUUACCGGAAAGGUUUUUGUUGAAAUGAGAUACUGAAACCAUUUGUUAGA